UCUACUGCAGAAAUUGACGAAUGCAUCCGCGAUUAUCACAGGUGUGAUCCAAACGCUGCUUGUCAGAAUACCGUGGGCUCAUACAUUUGCACUUGCAAAGCUGGAUUCUAUGGAAAUGGAAAAAAGUGCUUUGGUAACUAUUACAGCCCUUAUAUGUUUUCCUGACAUAGCAUCCUUCUGGGCUGGUUUUAUAUUUAGAGUACUAUAUUUUGUUGUAAAACUUGUCCUUUGUUUAAACUUUAAUUUCUUUUGUUUCAUACACAUUUUCAUACUUUGCUAUCCCCUAAAACAAACCCAUGGCUAAAAUUAAGGCACAACGCAUAUAGUUAGUUGUCGUAGUUAGGAUUCACUGACUACAUAUGUUGUUCUUAAUCCCUCCGUCAUUAGAUAUAGAUGAAUGCAGAAACAAAACCCAGACCUGUGAUGUGAAUGCAGUUUGUAGCAACACUCAUGGGUCCUACAAAUGCACCUGCAAAUCCGGAUACUCAGGAGAUGGAAAGAAAUGCAUUGGUAUACAGUAUUCCUUAUUAGCAAAAUCCAACUAGUGGUUUAAUUUUAUUAUCAAUGCUGCGUUCUGAUUGGUCGAGCUACCACUAGGCUAUAUGUUAUAGCCCGCUAGUAGCGAAAAGCGCCGGCUUUGAAAACCAAAACAGUGGCGGCUGAAUCGCGUUUUGCUAGAUAAAGUUGUUUUGUCUCGAUAUUUUUGGGCAAGUUUUCAAAUCAUUACUGUUUGCUUAGUACUAACUGUUCUUUUCGGGUAUAAGGUAAAAAUUGUUUCCAACCAGCAGGCUAUUCAUUUAAUAAGUAUUUAAGAGGCAAUUCUACGCCAUUUAGAAAAUUCUUCAUUAAUAAAGUAGAAGAGUAAAAUCAUGCACUUUAAAAAAAUUGGAAAAUUAAUUGAUAUUGUCUAUAUUUUAUACGCUGCUUAGUACGGAAAACUGGUCCAAUUUACGAAUAUUUUGCCCAGUAGGCAGUUAGGCCAAAUUUGGUAGGUGUUUAGCGCUAUUAUUCCGGGCCUUAAUUCCUUACACAGGUUCUUAUACAGUGUCAUGCUUGCAAUGCAGUAUAUAAAACGCAGAUAUUAUCGUUGACUUUUUAAGAUGUAAAGUAGCCAUAUCCUGCCAAAUGUACCGAAUUAACAUGCAGUGCUAAUGUCAUGUCUUCCAGCGAAGAACUGUGCUGAACUGUACAAAGCUGGAAAACGAUCAAGUGGAGUUUACAAGAUCGACCCAGACGGUGUUGGUGUCUUUGACGUGUACUGUGACCAAACAACAGCCGGUGGGGGAUGGACAGUGUUCCAGAAGAGACUGGAUGGCUCGGUUAAUUUCUACCGCAGCUGGAACGACUACAAAAAAGGGUUCGGAAAUCUGAAUGGCGAGUUUUGGCUCGGACUGGACAAAAUUCACCACCUGACAAAAACUAAAAGCAAACUUCGAGUGGAACUCGAGGACUUCAACAGAAACACGGCUUAUGCCGAGUACAGCUACUUUGCUAUUGCAGACGAGAGAAGCAAAUACAAGCUGAGUCUUGGAACUUACUCCGGUAAUUGUAUUACUUACUUAAUUAAAAACAGACUGCGAGCAGUCUCACUUUUUCUUCCGGUUUGGUAAGGGGAGUACAGGCGCGCGCGAGCGGCGAAACCGCAAGACGAGCGAAACAAGGGCGGCAGCCGCGCCAUCAGUCACGCGCGAGGCCAUUUGCGUGUCUUGCGUUUUGCACGAGGGACUACAGAAAAAAGAGAGACUGCUCGUAGUCUAAAUUAAAAAUGGAGUUCGGGGGAAGAACUUUUAAGGCCCAAGUAAUGCCAAUGAUUUUGACGUUUAAGAAAUAAAGACUCACCACAGAGAUACAGCUAGUUACAGAUACAGUGAAGUAUGUAAUAACCACACAGCUAUCAUAAAAUAAGAGUAAAGCAAAGUAAUAUCAUAUGGAGCGUUAGAGUGAUUUUACUUCGACCAUGAAACGGAUUCAAUGUUUCCUUCUGUCUUCAGAUCUUAACCAUCGUAUUGAAAUCACAGUACGGUGGAGAAAAAUUUAAUGAAAUAUCUUUUGUUCCAAUUUCAUUUUCCAGGAAAUGCUGGUGACUCGCUAAGUUAUCACAAAAGCUCCUCUUUCUCCACUAAAGAUCGAGAUAAUGACAGCUCGGAUAGUAACUGUGCUACAAGUUACAAGGGAGCUUGGUGGUACGGUAACUGUCAUUAUUCCAAUUUAAACGGCCUCUAUCAUCGCGGUAGACACUCUUCAGGUGCUGAUGGUGUGAACUGGUAUCACUGGAAGGGAAAUUACUAUUCCGCUAAACGAGCUGAAAUGAAACUCAAACCAGUCAACUUCUAA
Porites lobata is the source of this 2334-nucleotide messenger RNA. NCBI's taxonomy places the organism in Eukaryota, Metazoa, Cnidaria, Anthozoa, Scleractinia, Poritidae. The record is from the annotation of a GenBank genome assembly.